Messenger RNA from Hyaloscypha bicolor E, 755 nucleotides. RefSeq lists its product as uncharacterized. The transcript is spliced from 2 exons. NCBI's taxonomy places the organism in Eukaryota, Fungi, Ascomycota, Leotiomycetes, Helotiales, Hyaloscyphaceae. The coding region runs from base 115 to 600 and encodes 161 amino acids. The record is from RefSeq and is a predicted model, not a curated record.
UUUGUUUUUACAUUGCAUUCACCUAAAACAACCUCGGUCCCUCGUCCAGAACCUCGAUUACAGUAAUCCAGACCACCUCUAAGAAAACUAGCCCACUACGAGUCGACCACGGCGAUGCCUCUCUAUACUCUCCACCUCUACCAGUGGAACGCCACCGCGGUAGACAAUAGUAUCGAGAAGUCCUUCCAAAAAUCUGUGCACCAACCAAUCGCCAGUCUGCAUUCCACGACCUUCCCCUGCGAUCCCAGCACCGUUCGCGUCGAAUUCAUGUUGCCUUGUGGCGAAUCGCACAGUCGUGGCUAUGGCGGCUACGGCUACGAUGCCGGCAAAGACUCAAUGUUCAGCGACAAGAAGAAAUUGUCCGAUUUCAUGGUUGUAAACAUGGAUUUCCGCGGUAGUGCAAAGGAAUGGCAAGAUUAUUGUCAGAGGCUAGUCAGGUUACCGAAUCUAAGGGGACGGAAUCUGAGGAGCGUGUUUUUGCAGAGGAAUUUGUAUGAGUUCGAGAUUUCGGAUGUGAAGUUUCCCGGGGUGGUGGUCGGGAUUGAUGAGAGGAUGGAUGAGCAAGAGGAGUUGCCGAGUUACCAGCAGCAGUUGGCUUAAGGAUCAUGAGUGAGUGGUGGGUGUGCUUGUUGGAGAAUGAGGGCAUACGCGGAAGCGCUGAGGUAUUAAUCCUAGCCGGGUAGGGGGUGAUAGAAAGUCAUUGGUAGAUUAUAAACAGAGACGGUUUGACCAAAGUCAGAUUUGCUUGAUUUGCG